This is a messenger RNA of Loa loa (African eye worm), 339 nucleotides long. RefSeq lists its product as hypothetical. The record is from RefSeq and is a predicted model, not a curated record. The annotation marks the transcript as partial. NCBI's taxonomy places the organism in Eukaryota, Metazoa, Nematoda, Chromadorea, Rhabditida, Onchocercidae. The transcript is spliced from 3 exons.
AUGACGGAAGUAAAUGACGCUGAAAUAAUGACGGAAGUAAAUGACGCUGAAAUAAUGACGGAAGUAAAUGACGCUGGAAUAAUGACGGAAGUAAAUGACGCUGAAAUAAUGACGGAAGUAAACAACACUAAAGCAAUAGCAGAAGGAAGAACAUCCAUCCAUUCAACCAGUCCAUCACUUGCAACACGUCCAACAGCUUUAUCUUUAUCGGCACAAUUUAUCACGAUUAAAAUAGCGAUGAGUCGGGGAAGAAAGGAGCAGAAGGGGGGGGGAUUGAUAAGAAGCGGGGAUCCAACCAUAUGGAAGCCAAUUUGCAUUUCAUUUCCUGCGCAACUAAAG